Messenger RNA from Phyllopteryx taeniolatus (common seadragon), 2580 nucleotides. Its product is annotated as gamma-crystallin M2-like. Gene Ontology annotation, molecular function: structural constituent of eye lens. Lineage: Eukaryota; Metazoa; Chordata; Actinopteri; Syngnathiformes; Syngnathidae. The coding region runs from base 66 to 599 and encodes 177 amino acids. Gene Ontology annotation, biological process: visual perception; lens development in camera-type eye. The transcript is spliced from 3 exons. The record is from RefSeq and is a predicted model, not a curated record.
CCACAACAGGCCUGUGGAGAAUGUUCCGAUAAACAAAAAAAGUAAAAGUUGUGUGAGGCCCAAACAUGGAGCACGUGGGAAAGAUCAUCUUCUACCAAGAGCAGAGCUUCCGGGGCGACUAUUAUGAGUGCAGCAGCGACUGUCCCGAGCUGAGCAGCUACUUGAGUCGCUGCAGCUCGGUGCGUGUCAAGAGCGGUGCCUGGGUUCUGUUCGAGAGGCCAAACUACUUGGGCGACCAGUACGUCCUCACCAGGGGCGAGUACCCAGACUACCACCACUGGAAGGGCAACAAUGACAGCAUCCGCUCCUGCCACCUUAUCCCCAGCUUUUCUGGCACGUUCCGAAUCCGCAUCUUUGAGAAGCCUGACUUCAGUGGUCAGAUGUUGGAGUGCACGCAAGAUGCCAACCAGCUAUCAGACGUUUGGCCCCCGGAAGCCGUCCACUCGGCCCAAGUGCAGGACGGCUCCUGGAUCUUCUACGAGCUUCCUGACUACCGUGGACGGCAGUACCUGUUGGAAAGGGGCCAGUACCGCCGUUUCGGCGAGUGGGCCGCCAUGGAGCCCACGGUGGGAUCCCUCCGGCGCGUCCGCGACAUUUAGAUGCAACUUUACUUUAAAUAAUGAAUAAAGAUAGAAUGCAAUGAAUCAGAAAACUUAAUUAAAAAAAAAAUAUAUAUACAAGUAAUUUUAAUACUAUGGAAAUAAAGUACAAAAAUAAUUAAUUAAUUUUACAAGAAUAACGUAAUCUUACAUGAACAUACAGUGGACCCCGCAUUUACUUCGGCAUUCACGGAUUCACAUAUUUGCAGAUUUUUUGGGGAAACCCAUCCACCAGUAUUCACGGAAACCCCCGCUUAUAUGCGAUAUUUUUCCCUGAUCCCCCACUUAUUAUUAUUAUUUUUAUUUUAUUUUUGUUUACCCAAUCCCCCGUUUAUUCAUGUUUUUUCGAGCAGAAAAAAAUCAUGGCAAUUAUAAUUAUCAUCAUUUUAUUUUGCUUUUCACGUUCGGGCCAGGUUCCUAUCCCCUGUCCACUGUAGUUGUAAAUUGUAAUAUUAUGGGAACAAGCCAAUAAGAGAUUGUUCAUGAAUGAAGUUGAAACAUGGAAAAAAGUUUGAAAUUCCAGAGGCUAAUGUUGUGUGGAAAAAAAGAGAAAAAAGUACAAGGCACAAUAUUAUGAGAACACAGGAGGGGAAUUUUUUUUUGACACAAGUCACACAAUAUUGUGGGGAAAAUCUUUUAUUUUACAAGAAUUAAGUUUCAUUACGAGGGAAAAGGCACAAUUUUACACGACGUCAGUUAUAAUGAAAUUAGAAAAAGGAAGGAUAAAUGUAAUUAUAUAAAAAUGAAGUUGUAGCAUUAUUAGGUAAAAGGCGAAAUGUUACAUAAAUAAAGUAAAGAAUAAAGAAAAAAGAAUAAAGGAUCAAAACAUGAUGUUACAGGAUUUUUUUUAUUGAACAAUAGAUUUUCCCAAAUAAAGUCAUAAUCAUAACAAUUACCAGAAAAAGAGCAACGUUCACAUUUUUUUCUAUACAGCUUAUCGUGAUUAGGAGUACCCGAGGAAAAACCCACCUUCUUUUUCUUGUGAGAACUUGGGUGCCGAUGAGGCCACGUCGCGUUGAGCACAAAGACUCGACGGGAUUUGUCAGUCAGAGCGCGGACAAGCCAGCUGGUGUUAGGGAGCUGAUGACUCAGCGGGAUUUGUUAGUCCAGAGCGUGGUGCAUGCCAGCUGCUGCUGUUAGGGCUGAUGCUCAGCUCACUGGAACAACACUGUGAACAACUACAACACAAAGGAGGCAUGGCUCCCAGGUUGUCACCUCCCUGUAGUCAACAAGCCCGCUUGUGGAGGACAUGUUGGAUGUGAGCUUGUGGCGUAUACUUUGAAGUUACUAUUCUGAAUGGGAAAACAACUGAUACCCGAAAAGAAGCAAUACCUCAAAAAAGCAGAGGGCUACCUAAGAAGUAGAGCAAUACAGACAAACAAAGUGGAUAUCCAAAAUAAAUUGGGUUCCCAAAAAUGAGGUAUACCCCCCCAAAAAAGCAGAUUUUCCCCAAAAAGCGAGGGAUACCCAAAAAGUAGAUGAUACUCAGAAUGUAGAAGGAUAUCCAUCAAGGAGAGGGUUGCAAGCCAAAUUCGGUGUGGUCUCCAAUUGUGUAGUUCCACUGAUAUCCACUAGAUAGCAGCACUGUUGCGUUACAAUGAGUGUGCUGCACCAGCCAACCCCUGCAAGUGGAUGAUGUCGACUCUGACGUCCAAAUAUUUGAAGUCCUACUGAAGAAGAAUUAAUUUCAUGAAAUGCAGAGGCGUAAAUUGUUUUCUUUGGCUAUGGUAAUAACAAAAGAGCUAUUGUGAUUUAAAAUCAUACACACACACACACGCCGAGUAUUUAAAAAAAACGGUUUUCAAGUGAGGCCUACGUGACGUCAAACUGCAGAGGCAACUGGAAACACCGUUACCAUGGAAACCAAUCUGUGCUCCACUUAUCUGUGAUCCAUCAUCCAUCCUGGAUGUGAGACCAAGAAAGCACCGUUAACUUUUGCAACCCGGUGAAUAGCUUCAAUCAUUAUUAUGUAGUAUUCUCC